Messenger RNA from Lotus japonicus, 3637 nucleotides. RefSeq names its product probable inactive receptor kinase At5g10020. The transcript has 3 exons. The coding region runs from base 233 to 3397 and encodes 1054 amino acids. The record is from RefSeq and is a predicted model, not a curated record. Gene Ontology annotation, biological process: protein phosphorylation. Lineage: Eukaryota; Viridiplantae; Streptophyta; Magnoliopsida; Fabales; Fabaceae. Gene Ontology annotation, molecular function: protein binding; ATP binding; protein kinase activity.
UGUAGUUACUCUCUUCCACCAACCAACACUCUCCACCUGACCCCUCCAUUUUCCCAUUUCCAAUAUAUAAAAUUAAAAUUAAUAAAAACCCUUCAUCUUCACCUUCACCUUCUCUCUCUCUCUCUCUCUAACCCUUUCUUCUUUCUUCCUCUCUUCAAUGUCAAUGUUCUAGGGUUGUUUGGUUGGUUCCUAUGAUUAACCAACAAUUAAUCUCUGUUUUUUUCCCUGUCUAAUGUUGUUUGUCUCUGCAGCAUCAUCCACAUUUUCUCCGAAUCCGAUGAAGAACAAGAAUCCCCCUCCCACACUCAACUUGCUGCUGCUACUGUUGCUGCUGUUGCUCCUCUCACCACGGUGCUCCGCCUCCCAACCGGAGCUCCGAUCUCUCCUCGAGUUCAAGAAAGGCAUAACCUCCGAUCCGUCUAACCGAGUUCAGGAUUCAUGGAACCCUACCUCCCUCAACGACGCCGCUCCCUGCCCUUCCUGGCCGGGAAUCCUCUGCGACCAACUCACCGGCAACAUCACCGGAAUCAUCCUCGACGGCUUCGGCCUCGGCGGCGAGCUCAAGUUCCACACUCUCCUCGACCUCAAAAUGCUAUCCAACCUCAGCCUCGCCGGAAACCACUUCACCGGGAGGCUACCGCCGUCGCUCGGAACGCUCACCUCGCUCCAGCAUUUGGAUCUCUCCCGGAACAACUUCUACGGACCCAUCCCUGCUCGGAUCAAUGAACUAUGGGGGCUUAACUACCUCAAUUUGUCGCACAACAGCUUCAAAGGUGGGUUCCCCACUGGUCUCAACAACCUCCAGCAGCUGAGGGUGCUUGAUUUGCACUCUAACCUUCUCUGGGCUGACAUUGGGGACCUUCUCCCCACGCUGCGCAACUUGGAGCAUCUUGAUUUGAGUCACAAUCGGUUCUUUGGUGGGCUUUCACUUUCCAUGGAGAAUGUUUCAGCUUUGGCUAACACUGUGCGGUUCUUGAACUUGAGUUACAACAACUUGAAUGGCCCUUUCUUCCGGAACGAUUCGAUGGGGUUGUUUCACAACUUACAGGUUUUGGAUAUGAGUGAUAACUUUUUAACAGGGGAGCUUCCUUCUUUUGCUUCAUUGUCUGGACUGAGGAGUCUGCGCCUUGCCCGUAAUCUCUUGUUCGGGUCCGUGCCCGAGGAGUUGCUGCAGAGCUCAGUGCCCUUGGAAGAAUUGGAUCUCAGCGCCAAUGGAUUCACAGGCUCAAUUGCUGUGAUCAACUCUACAAGUCUAAGUUUUUUGAAUCUUUCAUCCAAUGGUUUAUCAGGCUCUUUGCCAACAUCUUUGAGAAGUUGUACAAUCAUGGACUUGAGCAGGAAUAUGUUAUCCGGUGACAUUUCUGUUAUACAGAACUGGGAAGCUACAUCAGAUGUUAUUAAUCUCAGUUCAAACAAGCUGUCAGGAUCCUUGCCUCCUGGUUUAGGGAUCUAUUCGAAGUUGUCUGCCUUUGACUUAAGUUUAAAUGAACUCAGUGGAACCAUUCCAAGUGGUUUAGUUACUUCAUCAUCACUUGCAAGAUUAAAUCUUUCUGGAAAUCAAUUUACAGGGCCACUUCAGCUUCAAGGUUCAGGGUCAAGUGAAUUACUACUCAUGUCUCCUUCUCAGCACAUGGAAUAUCUUGAUGUAUCUAAUAAUUCCUUAGAAGGUGUCUUGCCUACUGAAAUAGAUAAGAUGGGUGGGCUCAGACUGCUGAAUCUGGCAAGGAAUGGCUUUUCUGGAGAGCUUCCAAAUGAAUUGGGCAAACUAGUUUACUUGGAGUAUCUCGAUUUGUCUAACAACAAGUUUACCGGACAUAUUCCUGAUAGGCUCUCAUCCAGCUUAACUGCAUUUAAUGUGUCUAAUAAUGAUCUAUCUGGUCACGUUCCUAAGAAUUUGCAGCACUUCCCUCCUUCGUCCUUUUACCCUGGAAAUAAAAAGCUAAUGUUGCCAACUAGUCCCCCUGGAGAUUCUUCGGUGUCUGAUAAUAUUCCAGUGGUUAGACAUAAACGUGGUUCAAAACGUAAUAUCACGAUAGCAAUUAUUCUUGCCAUUGUUGGUGCUGCUGUGAUGAUUGCUUUUGUUUUAUUUGCUUAUCGUCGGACACAACAAAAAGGGUUUCAUGGAAGAAGUGAGUUCAGUGGUCGAAAUACUGGAAGAGAUGUCAAGUUAGGAAGGCCUUCCCUCUUCAAGUUCAAUGCAAACGUUCCACCCCCAACAACUUCGUUGAGCUUUUCAAAUGAUCACUUGUUGACUUCCAAUUCGAGGUCACUCUCUGGACAGUCAGAGUUUAUUACUGAAAUUUCUGAGCACAGCGUGCCUCAGGGAAUGAUAGCAACCAGUUCAUCAUCUGUAAUUCCUAAUUUGAUGGAUAACCCUUCUAUGUCAUCUGGAAGGAAGUCUUCUCCUGGUUCCCCAUUGUCGUCCUCACCCCGUUUUAUAGAGUCUUGUGAAAAACCGGUGAUGUUGGAUGUUUACUCACCUGACCGGCUGGCUGGGGAACUGUUUUUCCUGGAUUCUUCACUAGCAUUCACUGCAGAGGAAUUAUCUCGAGCUCCAGCUGAAGUUCUCGGCAGAAGUAGCCAUGGCACUUUGUACAAGGCUACUCUGGACAGUGGUCAUAUGUUAACUGUAAAAUGGUUACGGGUGGGAUUGGUCAAACAUAAAAAGGAAUUUGCUAGAGAAGUUAAAAGGAUCGGUUCUAUGAGGCACGCAAACAUUGUCCCUUUACGAGCAUACUAUUGGGGGCCUAGGGAACAAGAGAGGCUUCUCUUAGCUGACUAUGUACAUGGGGACAACUUGGCCCUCCAUCUCUACGAGACCACACCCCGAAGGUACUCACCACUAUCAUUCAGCCAGAGAAUAAGAGUUGCUGUUGAUGUUGCACGAUGUCUUCUAUACCUUCAUGACCGAGGGCUGCCGCAUGGAAAUCUGAAGCCGACAAACAUUCUGUUACCAGGACCUGAAUACAGUGCUCGUCUUACCGACUAUGGUCUGCACCGGCUCAUGACACCAGCAGGAAUUGCAGAGCAGAUACUAAACCUUGGAGCGCUCGGAUACCGUGCUCCGGAACUCGCAACUGCAUCCAAACCAGUUCCAUCUUUUAAGGCUGAUGUCUAUGCACUUGGAGUGAUCCUAAUGGAAUUGUUAACGAGAAAAAGCGCAGGUGACAUAAUAUCAGGGCAAUCAGGUGCUGUUGAUCUCACAGAUUGGGUUAGGCUGUGUGAAAGAGAAGGGAGGGUAAUGGAUUGUAUAGACAGAGACAUUGCAGGUGGUGAAGAAUCCUACAAAGAGAUGGACCAAUUGCUUGCAACAUCUCUCAGGUGUAUCCUCCCUGUACAUGAAAGGCCUAACAUCAGACAAGUUUUUGACGAGCUCUGUUCUAUAUCAUCAGCUUGAAAUUAAUUUUUGUACAUGUGUCUGGGAAUUAGUUUUUUUAUUUUUGGUUCCUCGACCCAUUGUUAUUUUCUGAUUCUUUGGACCCAUCUUAUCUCCUUGUUAAUUGGUUCUCCAGCCUUAUUUUGGGCUAAUCCUCAUUCUUUUCUUCUAUUAUUCUCUUCUUUUUUUCUCAACAAUAUUUCUUGUAAAGCGACAAUCAUUGAUUAAUCGACAGUGUUUGUGUUUGUUUUGAAGCAGAAA